Molecule: messenger RNA, 763 nt
Organism: Solea senegalensis (Senegalese sole)
Lineage: Eukaryota; Metazoa; Chordata; Actinopteri; Pleuronectiformes; Soleidae
Product: very long-chain acyl-CoA synthetase-like
Exons: 2
Coding region: 8-295 (95 amino acids)
Molecular function (GO): long-chain fatty acid transmembrane transporter activity; long-chain fatty acid-CoA ligase activity
Source: RefSeq, a predicted model, not a curated record
AGCAGGGAUGGCUGCUAUUGUGUUACAACACGAUCACAAAUUAAAUGGACCACAACUCUUCAACCAUUUGGCACGAGCACUUCCUGCCUAUGCCUGGCCACGGUUUCUCAGAGUGCAGACCUCUCUGGAUGUGACUGAGACCUUCAAGCAGAAAAAGAUGCAGCUGGUCCAGGAAGGUUUUAAUGUGGAUAUCAUCAGGGACCCUCUCUUCUACUUAGAUAUCUCUCAGAAGGAUUAUAUCAUUAUGACUGGAUCUGUGUAUCAAGAUAUUGUGUCAGGAAAGAUUAAUUUAUAAGCAUGUUCAGUCAGGAGAAUGAUCCUCUGUAUCAUGGUCACAUUUCUGAGAUCAUUAACAUCCAGUCACAAGUGUUCACCUCACAUUUCAAGUGUAUACGUGACCACAUUCCGUCUGUCUCCUCAGUCUGAUGUCCUGACCUGCUGCAGUUUCACAGGGAACUUAAAGUAUUUUUACACUUCUCAGGGUCCGUAUCAGUUUAUUUGUAACCACUGUUACAACAAUUAGGUGGUAGUUCAGGUUUUGUGUGUGUGUGUGUGUGGGGUUCACAUAGUCUGUGUGCACCCUCCGAGUGGGACCUGACGUGUGUGUCACUUUGUAAACCACUCACUCUCCCACACCAACGUCCACACACGACAAACACUAACCUGUGUGAGAGUGUGUGGAAUACACAGCGACACAAACCUCAGGCUCUCACAAGUGCUGCUGUGAUUUUUAAUGACACUAUUAUAAAGAAAGAUAUUACGA